GCAACGUCACGUUUAUCUGUCAUGGCGCUGUACAGCAGUCAAUGUUGACUUUUUGAGUAGACCACUGGCUGAAGAAAUUGACACGGUUUUACUCAUAGAAGGGGUACAGUACAUUUAAACGCAAUCUUGGUUUGGUGAACAUCUAUAGAAGUAAUCAGGAUGGCGGAGCCAGGCUCAAGCGACCCUGGUGGCCCCUCUAGCACUCCAGCAACGCCUGGAGGGACUGGCAGGGGAUUGGUGAUGGGACGCCGGCUUCCAGCUACCCUCUCCACCGGCCGCUUCCCUUCCAUGCGCACCAAAGACCUCACCUUAGGAGGGGUGAAGAAGAAAACCUUCACCCCUAACAUUAUUGGCAGAAAAGCUAAAGAAGAGCAGAAGGUUGAGGCUGGGCAAAGGAGGGAAAGGAGAGAGAAUGAUCGGGGUCGUGAGCGAGGUGGUAGGGGUGGCCGGGGCCGGGGACGUCCAGAAGUCAUCCAGUCCCACUCUAUCUUUGAACAAGGGCCUGCAGAGAUGAUGAUGAAGAAAAGAGGUGGCUAUGAAGGUGAGAGAGAUGCACCAAGUGUGGGUCCCUCACCCAUCAUCAACAUUAAGAAGGAAAAGAGGGAGACAGAGGAAGAGACCAAAGACAUUUUGCGGAAUCUGGAACGAGACAAUUUCCUGGAUGACCCUCACCUGAGGAGUGAUGUAAGGAGCUGCCCUGUUCAGCUGCCCCUGGCUGUGUCAGGGUGGGGAUUCAAGGAGGAAAGUGAUGUCACUGAUAUAGCCUUCAAACCAGACAAGUCUGAGGAGGACAUUGAGGCCAUGGAGGGAACAAAUGCAGUCAAAGUGAAGCAGGAGCCAGAAGAUGCUCCAGAGGUCAAGAAGGUGGAACCGACUUUCAGACAACCUCCACUCCCUGAGCCUGAAGUUUUACCUGAACUGCUGGACACCUGGAGUCAGAGCAAAGUGGAGGAGCUGUUCUUCAUCCAGCUCCCUGACUCUCUACCAGGGCAGCCGCCCACCCGAGAGGUCAGGCCAGUGAAGACAGAGAUGCAGUCAGAGGAUGGACAGUCCAUGCUAUUGAAAACUGAAUCUCAAGAGGAGCAGCAGGAGGAGAACAGUUGCCAUCUGAGAGACCUGCAGGAGGGUCUGGUGGGACGACUGUUGGUUCGGAAGUCUGGUCGGGUGCAGCUCAUACUGGGGCAUGUCACACUAGAUGUGGCUCUGGGAACCUCAUGCGCUUUCCUCCAGGAGCUGGUGUCAAUUGGAACAGGAGAGGGCCGGACUGGUGACUUGUCAGUGCUGGGUCACAUCAAACACAAAUUGGUCUGCUCGCCAGACUUCGAAGCCCUGCUGGAGAACAGAGUAUGACAAACCAGGACAGGACUAACAGAACAAAUAUAAGCACCCACCAUUAGGCCAGGGUUUCUACAGUACAGUGGGGACCACAUACAGAAUAACACAGACCGUGCAGCGCUGUAUAAGGUCUAUAAGGACAGUAGUACCACAAGCAAACAUGGCACCUAAAACCUAUACAUGUUUUUUCAAGUGUCCAUUGUUGUAACUUGGCCCUGGAUAGUUUCAGAAUGCGAAAUAGAAAGUCUUGUAAACAGAUUUCCUACCACUAGUUUGUAAGAAAAGCUGGCUUGUUUACAGAACAUUUUAUUUAUUUUUCUCUGCUGAAAGUGAUGGGGAAAGAUUACCUUGUUUGAGAUGUGUGCUAAAUGACUCUAAUAAAGGGAUGGUACAGUA
This is a messenger RNA of Oncorhynchus masou masou (cherry salmon), 1731 nucleotides long. RefSeq names its product DNA-directed RNA polymerase III subunit RPC4-like. The coding region runs from base 160 to 1350 and encodes 396 amino acids. NCBI's taxonomy places the organism in Eukaryota, Metazoa, Chordata, Actinopteri, Salmoniformes, Salmonidae. The transcript is spliced from 9 exons. Gene Ontology annotation, molecular function: DNA binding. Gene Ontology annotation, biological process: tRNA transcription by RNA polymerase III. The record is from RefSeq and is a predicted model, not a curated record. Gene Ontology annotation, cellular component: RNA polymerase III complex.